CUGAAAUGACAGAAGUAACGUGUCAAUAACAAAAACGUAAAGUCACGUGAUUAUUCAUGUGAGAUGCCGAGGGGUUCCCUUGCUGUACCGCGGCACCAGGAUCCCCAGUGAUUCAUCCGAAACUUGACACUGUUGCAAAAGGAUAACAACAAGUUUAAGUAAACAACUAUUAUAACGAGAUAUAGGCACAUCCACUUUGAAUAGAAACUUAUUAAGAACAGAUAUAGACACCAUGACUGCAUCAACAAAACCUGAAAAAGUUGUCUGUGUAUUUUGCGGUUCAUCAUUUGGUAAUGAUUCAACUUAUUCUAAACAUGCUAGUGAAUUAGGUAAACAAAUUGCAGAAAAGAAUUGGGGUUUAGUUUAUGGAGGUGGUACCACUGGUUUAAUGGGAGCUGUGGCAAAAUCAUGUUCAGAAAACAAUGGGUAUGUUCAUGGUAUUAUUCCAGAAGCUUUAGUUAGUCGUGAAAGAGUUGAUCCAGAUGAUUUUAAUGGUAAAUUACAUGAGGAUAUUAAUAAUCAUAAGGGGUUAACACCAAUCUCUAAUGAAUAUGGAAAAACUACUAUUGUUGAUGAUAUGCAUACAAGAAAAAGAUUGAUGGGACAAGAAGCUGAUGCUUUUAUCGCAUUACCAGGUGGGUAUGGUACUUUAGAGGAGAUUAUGGAAGUUAUUACAUGGUCUCAAUUGGGUAUUCAUGAAAAACCUAUUAUUUUUUAUAAUAUUGAUGGGUUUUAUGAUGGGUUAUUAGAAUUCAUUAAAAGUUCAAUUAAAGCUGGAUUUAUUAGUGCAAGUAAUGGUGAAAUUGUUGUUGUUGGUAAAAAUACUGAUGAAGUUUUAAAUCAUAUUGCUAAUUAUAAGAUUCCUGAAGGUAGAUAUAAUUUAAAAUGGGAGAAUUUAGGUACUCAUACACACAAGAAUUGAGAUCUGAUUAUUUGCCUUUGAUAGUGGGAUAAUUGGCUUCAAUUUAUACAAUUCAGUUCAACAAGGAGAAGAAAAGAUAUGAAAAGUUUAGCAUGUUAGAUUGCAGUUUAUAAUAAUUUAGAAAUAGAUGAUUUAAUCAUUUCAUUAGACUUGUUUGAAUGACUAGUUUGAAACAUAUUGGAGUUGAUGAUCUCCCAAAGAUAUGAAGAUGAUCAGAUGAGAGUUUUUACAUUUCAGCAGACGUCUCUUCGUAUUCACC
Hansenula anomala is the source of this 1181-nucleotide messenger RNA. RefSeq names its product Log1p (gene LOG1). Bases 233 to 922 code for a protein of 229 amino acids. Gene Ontology annotation, molecular function: hydrolase activity, hydrolyzing N-glycosyl compounds. The record is from RefSeq and is a predicted model, not a curated record. Gene Ontology annotation, biological process: cytokinin biosynthetic process. NCBI's taxonomy places the organism in Eukaryota, Fungi, Ascomycota, Saccharomycetes, Phaffomycetales, Wickerhamomycetaceae. The transcript has 3 exons. Gene Ontology annotation, cellular component: cytosol.